AUGGGUCAGACUCACUCUGUUCAUACGACUACCACCAGUGUAGCUAGUAUACACACUACUACCCACACUACCUCUUCUAUUCUUACUACAUCCACUACCCAUACUACCACUUCUACCCAUACUAGUGUGGCUAGUACCUCCACCUCUUCUACUCAUACUACUGUUAUCAGUGUACCUACUUCAUCUAGUACUACCUCUUCUACUCAUACUACGGCUACAAGUGCAGCUAGUUCCUCAACUGCUGCCUGCACAUCCUCCGGCAUGUCGGUCUGUACUACUUCUUCGGCAGUCGGCCAGGCUACUGUGGCAGGAAAUAUCCUGGUUAUUGCUAGAGAUGCUGCAUCUGCAUCAGCUGCUAGCGACGGUCUCAAUGGCUAUGGAAUUCCUUUCACCACUCUCUUGGUGCCACAAGCCGGUGCUGAUCUGCCGGUGCUCAACACUACAGCUGGUGGAAACUUCGGAGGUAUCGUGGUAGCUUCAGGAAUCAGCUAUGACUACUCCACGGGCUGGGCAAGUGGUCUGACUGACGACCAAUGGAGUCAGCUAUAUGCUUACCAGCUCGAGUAUGGUGUUCGUAUGGUUCAGUACGAUGUCUACCCUGGCUCGGACUAUGGAACCAGUGUUAUUGGCGACGGAUGCUGUGAUACCGGUGUCGAACAGGAAUUCUACUUUACGGAUAUUAGCGACUUCCCUACCUCUGGCAUCAGGACUGGCGUUGCUGCCAACGUCAGCACCGAAGGUCUUUAUCAUUACUCUGCCUCAAUUCUCAACACCAGCAACACCAAACCGAUCGCUUCGUUUGCUGCGAACUCGGUCGUCACCACCGAAAGCGUUGCUGCAGUUAUAAAUGACUUCGAUGGUCGCCAGCAAAUGGUGUUCUUCAUGUCUCUGGAUCCUAGCUGGAGUUCCACUUCAGCGUUUGUGCAGCACGCCUGGAUCACCUGGCUGACUCGCGGUCUCCAUGCUGGAUGGCGUCGUGUCAACAUCAACACCCAGGUUGACGAUAUGAUGUUGACUACCAAUAUCUACUCGCCUAGCAACACCACCUUCCGUAUAACCACUGAUGAUAUGGAUGGUAUUCUGGCUUGGAUUCCCACCAUCAACGCCAAGAUGAACGCUGGUAGCACAUACUUCCCGGAAGUUGGCUUCAAUGGUAAUGGAAAUAUCGAUCAUUCUUCGAAUGUGGCUGGUGGCUGGGCUAUCUGCGGUGGUGGUGUCUACUACACGGCGGCAGCAGCAACGGCACCUGAAUGGCAGAAGCCUCUGGGGACUGGUACCAACCAGUGGCCCUCUACUCCAACUGUCUAUGAUUGGGGCACAAACUGUACCAGCCUGGAUCCCCUUCUGAUCUGGUGGCAAACCAACAUGAACAACUUCGCCCUCCUGUCCCACACCUUCACCCACGAGGCGGAGAACAAUGCCACCUACUCUGAUAUCUACAAGGAGAUCAGCUUCAACCAGGCCUGGUUCAAGCAGGUUGGACUUGAUCAAGCUACUUACUGGACCGACAAUGGUAUCAUUCCCCCGGCCAUCACAGGUAUCCACAACGGAGAUGCUCUCCAGGCUUGGUACGACAACGGUAUCACAAACUGUGUUGGUGACAACACUCGUUCUGCUCUCCUAAAUCAAGAGAACGCCAUGUGGCCCUACUUCACUGUGACUGCUACCGAUGGAUUCGUUGGUAUGCAGGUUAACCCUCGUUGGUCGACUCGUAUCUACUACGACUGCACCACCCCUGCCUGCACCCUGCUGGAGUGGACCGAUACUUCUGAUGGAUCUGGAGACUUUGAUUAUCUAUUGGCCACCGAGAAGUCCGAUACCAUGCGCCAUUUCUUCGGUCUUUACCACGACCCCUACAUGUUCCACCAGGCCAACCUUCGCAACGCUGAUACCGAUCCUAUCACCGUUAACGGAGUGAGUGGUCAGUACUCUAUCUUCCAGGCCUGGGUCGAGACUGUUAUACAGGAGUUUGUCCGCCUGGUCGACUGGCCCCUUGUGACAAUCAAGCACGCCGACAUGUCCGCUGGAUUCAAUGCUCGCUACACUCGCGAUGCUUGUAAUUACGCCCUCACCUACAACACAGAGGACAAUGAGAUCAUUUCAGUCACCAUCUCUGCCAAUGAUGAUACCUGCAGCGAGCCCAUUCCGGUCACUUUCCCCGUCAAGCCGACCUCGACCAAAGAUUACGCCACCGAGCAGCUCGGUAGCGACCCUCUGACAGUCUGGGUCCCGCUUUCGGGCUCCCCUGUCACCUUCACUCUGUCCACUCCCAUUGCCCUAUAA
Penicillium odoratum is the source of this 2283-nucleotide messenger RNA. It is a transcript of the gene agd3, whose product is annotated as putative extracellular serine-rich protein. The record is from RefSeq and is a predicted model, not a curated record. The transcript is spliced from 2 exons. Lineage: Eukaryota; Fungi; Ascomycota; Eurotiomycetes; Eurotiales; Aspergillaceae. Bases 1 to 2283 code for a protein of 760 amino acids.